Messenger RNA from Lasiodiplodia theobromae, 1545 nucleotides. RefSeq names its product Nad-dependent histone deacetylase sir2. The record is from RefSeq and is a predicted model, not a curated record. Gene Ontology annotation, molecular function: NAD+ binding. Bases 1 to 1545 code for a protein of 514 amino acids. NCBI's taxonomy places the organism in Eukaryota, Fungi, Ascomycota, Dothideomycetes, Botryosphaeriales, Botryosphaeriaceae. The transcript is spliced from 5 exons.
AUGGCCACCGGCGAGGUGUUGGCCAACCGGAGGGACCUCCCGGUCGUAGAUCUUACCAAUACCGAUUCCGCCGCGAGAUCCUCCGCCGAACAGGCCAAGAGCGCCUCCGACGACCAUGCGCCGAGCGUGCACGACGACAGCGACGACCAAAUCGACAAUGUUUCGCUGUACGAGGAGCUUCUGGACGAGGUCGACCCCUUUGACCUCGGUGGCGGGCCCGAUGUUUGCACCGUUCAGGAAGCCAGAGCUUACCGGAAGCGCCUGCGCGAGGUAGGCGCCGGCCCCUUCGUCUACGAAACCGUCACCACCGGCAAAGUCUCUGCCAAAAGACUAUGCACAGCUUUCGGCAUCAAGCCCCCCAGCUUUCUGGAAGGCGCUCCCGACAGCUCCUAUUACCAGUUGUUGGGCUUGGCCAUUGCCAGGGAGCUUUCCAAGAGGCGCCGUUUGCCUGAACACUCGACCAUCGAAGAUGCCGCUCGCCUUCUGCAGAAAAGCAAAAAUGUUAUGGUCAUCACGGGUGCAGGUAUCUCAACUAGUCUCGGCAUCCCCGAUUUCCGCUCUAAGAACACGGGCUUUUACUCGAAGCUCCGUGAAAUGGGUUUCGAGGACCCGGAGCAAGUAUUCGACAUUCACAACUUCGACGAAGAUCCUACUAUUUUCUACAAACUUGCGGGCGAUAUUCUCCCCGACCUCUACAACUGGACUCCCACACACGAGUUCAUACAUCUGCUUCAAGAGAAGGGAAAGCUCCUGACGAACUAUACCCAGAACAUCGACAACUUGGAAAGUCACGCUGGCAUAGAUCCGGAAAAGCUGGUGCAAUGCCAUGGUUCAUGGGCGACUGCUACCUGCCGGAAGUGUGGCCAUCAGAUUCCGGGAGAAGAGAUAUUCCCGAACAUCCGCGAGCAAAAGGUGGCCGAGUGCAAGGAGUGCAUUCGCCAAUUGGCAGUCCCCCGACCUGGUAUGAAGAGAAAGCGGAGUUCAAACGGCAGCUCUCGCAAGAGAAGGCAGAGUGACGACGACGACUCCGACGGCCAGUACGACAUUCCCCAACCUGGUGUCAUGAAGCCGGACAUCACCUUCUUCGGUGAAGGCCUUCCGAAGCGCUUCUUUACCCGCCUUAAGGACCACGACAAGGAUAUCGUGGACCUUGUCAUCGUUAUUGGAACCUCCAUGAAAGUUGCGCCCGUCUCCGAAGUCCCCCAGAUUCUGUCGCCCGAUGUGCCGCAGAUCUACAUUUCCAGAGAUCCCAUUCGUCAUAUUGACUUUGAUGUCAACCUGCUUGGCGAUUGUGACGUCGUUGUGGCCGAGCUGUGUCGCCUUGCUGGGUGGAACCUGGAACACAAAAUGAUUCCAGAGGGUCUCAGUGCCGAAGUCAACCCUGUUGAGACGGAUGACGAUGAAAAACAUACAUGGAGAGUCUCUCUACCUGAAAGAGUCAAUUCGGACAGGGUUCCUGCGGUUAAACCGGAUGAUGCCACGCUCGAAGGGACCGCUUCCGAAAAGGUCAAGUCUGAGGAACCAAUUGCUAAAGUCUCUGGCUGA